Paramecium pentaurelia is the source of this 1312-nucleotide messenger RNA. Lineage: Eukaryota; Ciliophora; Oligohymenophorea; Peniculida; Parameciidae. The record is from the annotation of a GenBank genome assembly.
AUGAAUUAACCCUCGGAUGAUUAAUCAUAUAAAACUAUUAAAUCAGCAAAGUCUAUGGCUUAAAUAGGAUAAACAGUUUCUGGAGAGUAUUCAUCAGAGAAGAAAAAGUAAAUAUAAUAAAAAAUUUACUUAAUUCUUAAUGAUUAUGAAUGUAAUAAGCUAGUAAGAAAAAUGAUUAUUGUAGGCAUUUUUCUUAUCAAUAUUAUCUAUAUUCAUAAUUUCCCUUGAUAUUAUAUUACUUAUAUUAGAAACUGAAAAGAAUUUAGGAAUUACAGACAUUUGGGUAACUGCUAAUUCAGGAGUGAGUGGUUACUUUUUAGUUGAAUAUAUAUUUAGAGUUGCAUCUUAUAAUGCUUUUGAUGAAACUUUGAUUGAAUUUUUUAAAAGUAAUUUUGUAACUAAUUAAGAACCUUUUAAUUUAGUUGAUAUUCUUGCAUUAGUAUACUCAAUAAUUGAAUAAAUUUUGUAUCUUAUAGAUCUAUGGGUUGAUCCUAGAAUAAAAGUAUUAAGAAUGCUUAUUGUUCUUCGUUUGAUUAGAAUAUUUAAAUUUUCAACUUUCUCUUUAGGAGUGAAGGUAUAUGAUUGAUAAAUAUAAUAGAUAUUAAUAAGAGGAUUAUCAGAAAGUAUGCAAGCACUCUCAUUAUUAUUAUUCUUUACAAUGAUAUGUAUUGAUUUAUUCUAACUACUGAGGUGUGAUAUUGAUAUCUAGUUUUAUGUACUUUGCAGAAAAAGAGUUUGUAGAAGAUAGUUAAAUCUAAAAUAUACCUUAAGCAAUAUGGUGGGCAAUCAUAACAAUAACAACAGUUGGAUAUGGAGAUUAUGUUCCUAAAUCUUUACUUGGUAAAUUUAUAGGUGUGUUGAGUCUAAUUUUUGGAGUAUUAUUACUUUCACUUCCUGUAGCAAUUAUUGGAAAUAAAUUCUAAGAGAUUUAUUUAUAAAAUAAGAAGGAAGAAACUAAAAGAGCAAGAAAGAAUGCAAAGGUUAAAUAAAUGAUCUAAAUAUUAGACUCAUUACAAUUAAAUUUAGAAUUAAAAUGAAAAAGAAAUCUAUAGAAUUAUUUUAAAAUUAAAUGAAUUAGAAUAAGUAAAUGAAAGAAUUGAAUAAUGUUUGAAAGAUAAUCAAUUUCUAUAUAGAAGUAUAUAUAAAUCAUAUUUAAUUAGGUAUUUCUAGAGAUGCAUAAAGUAUGAUAGAUAAAAUUGAAAUAAAUAGAGAAAAUGGUAAAAGUAAGAGUAAAUAGAAGGAAAGAUUAAGUACUUAAGAAAGAAUAAUAAAGAUUAGAGAAGAAAUUCUAAAUAGUAGAAAAAAUAAAUGA